Messenger RNA from Phytophthora nicotianae INRA-310, 246 nucleotides. RefSeq lists its product as hypothetical. The coding region runs from base 1 to 246 and encodes 81 amino acids. The record is from RefSeq and is a predicted model, not a curated record. Lineage: Eukaryota; Oomycota; Peronosporomycetes; Peronosporales; Peronosporaceae. The transcript has a single exon.
AUGUUUUCGUCCAGCGUCAGCAAGGCCGCUUCCAAGAAGUAUCUGCGAAAUUCAGAGUUGUACGAUGAUAUCCUCCGUGACAACGUAAAGUACUAUGAAGCACUUGCCGUUUGGAAGACACAGGAGUAUUCGGUUGGCGAAGUUGAGCGUGCCGUGAAGAAGCUUGGUAGAGAUUCGGACGAGAUCACAUACAUCACAAACGGGUACAAGGCUUUCCUCGAGAAUGGCGAUAUACGGUUGCAAUAG